Messenger RNA from Falco peregrinus (peregrine falcon), 5389 nucleotides. It is a transcript of the gene CERKL, whose product is annotated as ceramide kinase like. Bases 96 to 1469 code for a protein of 457 amino acids. Gene Ontology annotation, molecular function: kinase activity. Lineage: Eukaryota; Metazoa; Chordata; Aves; Falconiformes; Falconidae. The transcript is spliced from 11 exons. The record is from RefSeq and is a predicted model, not a curated record.
GCCGCGGCUCCGCCCGCGGGGCGGGGCGGGCGCUGCCCUGGCAGCCGCCGGGACGCCGAGCGCGGCCGGUGGUGCGGGGCGGCAGUGCUGCCGCCAUGCUGGGCGACGCGGCCCCGUUCCUCCGCCCGCAGGGACGGCCCGGGCCCGAGCGCCCGCCCGGCCGCCCCCCGCGGCGGGAGCAGCGCGCGCAGCCGGUGGCCGCCGGCGCCGCUCGCUCCUUAGCGGCGGCGCCCGAGGAGCGGCGGCAGCAGCAGCGGCGGCGGAGGGUGGCCCCGCUGGCGGCGGCCCCGCCGGCCGAGGCGGGAGAGGAGCCGCUCCUCAGGGGCAUCUUCGAGAUCAGCAAGAGGAGCUGCGACGUGGUGCUGAGCGCCCGGCGGCUCCGCUGGAGCCCCAUCCUGCCCGAGAGCCCCACAGGUGAUUCCAGUAUGGUUUUACAGGCUCAUGAGGAGAUUAUUGAAAUGAAAGAUGUAUUUUCAGUAAAAUUGAAACGCCGUCGUUUUGUAGGGCAGAAGAAAGGUGGUACUUUGCUGGGUAUCACAAUUUUUAAAUGCGUGAAUAAAGAAGAGAAUAAACUAACAGACUGUGCUAUCCAUUUAAAUAACUUAAGUGAAGAUCAUUGUCAUUCAUGGUUUAGACAUCUAAAGGAAAUUUUGAAUGGCUUUCAAAAUAGACCAAAAUCCUUAAAAGUGUUUGUUAAUCCAAGCAGCCACAAAAGAGAAGCCACUCAUGUUUAUUAUGACCAAGUUGCACCUCUUUUUAAGCUUGCUAACAUCAGAACUGAUGUCACAGUAACUGAAUAUGAAGGACACGCUCUCUCAGUACUUAAAGAAUGUGAACUCCAGGCAUUUGAUGGGGUAGUUUGUGUUGGUGGAGAUGGAUCUGUCAGUGAAGUUGCUCAUGGUCUGCUACUUAAAGCCCAGAUAGAUGCUGGAAAAGAUACGAACUAUAUAGCAACGCCUGUCAGAGCACCAGUUCCUCUUGGAGUAAUACCAGCAGGUACUACUAAUAUUUUGGCCCAUACUCUCUGUGGUAUUAAGCAUGCGGUGACUGCAGCUUUGCACAUUGUAAUGGGACAUAUUCAACCAGUAGAUGUCUGUACGUUCAGUACUCCAAGCAAGCUGUUGCGGUUUGGGUUCUCAGCCAUGUUUGGUUUUGGUGCAAGGACUCUAGCUUUGGCUGAAAAACAUCGUUGGAUGCCCUCCAGUCAGCGGAAGGAUUUUGCUUUCAUCAAAACACUAGCAGAUCUCAAGCCAGAGGAAUGUGAAUUAUCAUUUCUACCUCUGCAAAUUCCACAGGAAGACUCUCAUGAGAAUGACAGAAAGAAGAAAGAGAAAAUAAAAAAAAAUGGUAGCAAGGAUCAAUGGCACCAAAUUCAGGGUCACUUCCUGAAUGUGAGCAUUAUGGCAAUCCCUUGUCUGUGUUCAAUGGCACCAAGAGGCUUGGCACCUAAUACGAGCUUCUACAUGUAGGGUUUUGGGAGACAAAUGAGUAUGUAAUCUGGUUGUUGACACUGACUCAUUUUGUCUUUAGCUCAUUGUCAAAAGCAUGCUUUGUGGUGAUCAAAACAGUUACCAGGUGAUAAAUAUUUGUACUUGAUGUAUCCAGUUGACAAUUAAACAGACUAGCAACUCGUGUAUAUAUAUGUGUGUGUGUUUGUGAUUGUUGUUGUCUGUUAAAAAAGUAACCACCACCACCACUCAGGGAAGUUUAUGGAAUGAGUCUUUUUUUGUUUCAUUUGAUUAUCAUUAGGCGAAAAUAGAUGCGCCUUUGAAUUGAUCAGGUAUAUUUCUUCAAAAUUACUGGCUGAUCUCUUGGAAACAACAUAGAAACCAGUGUUUUUGAUGAAACUUAUUGAGCUGUAUGUGUAUGUAUGAGAAGGUUUCUUUACUACAGAGGUCCUGCUAAGCCUCAUAUACGUCCAGAUAGUGCCCUGAUGCUGUCCCCUCUUAGGAACUUUGUUCAGUAUUUACUGUGUUAUAUAUCAGUCAGUAGAAAAAUUCUGACAAGAAUUGAAGAAAUUAUUAUUUUUUAGCUUUGCUUUCUCUUUUCAUCUGUUCUGGCACCUGUUUCUUAGCGACAGGGAAUUUUAUGACAACUCCAUGCAGUUACUGUAGGUUUGAAGGAGCCUGUUUAUCUCACAGUGUAGUUUGCUCAGUGGAUCCUCCUAUCCUUUCAUAUAAGGACAUCCUUUUUUUCCCCUCCUUUCUUUUUAAAAACAAUCUUAGGAGUGCAGGCAGCCAGCAGGGUAGGAAGAGUAGGCUCUUCAGACAGGUGCUUCAUUUCCCAUAGCAAAUAGCAUCUUGACUGUAAGGCUUUUCAACAUGGGAAACAUAAAAGUUGCACUAAUUGCUAGAUACUCAAGACCCAUUAUGGUCUUAACAGCUAAAGUCAUCGAUGCUUCUUCACUCUGUCCUAUGUUCCUCAAGAGUUUUGCGCCAUGUGUAGAUGUUUGAAGUGGAAUGAAAGCUUUGAGUGGUGCCUGUAACUCUAGUUAUACUAGUCUAAACUCACAGAAACCUGCUAAGGCAUGUUUAACUGUCUGUGCUGUGUGAGCCAUGUGGGACGUUUGUUUCUCACAGCAUAAGUGAUGCCCUUCUCAGAAGAUUGGAUUUUCAAGAGAGUUAAUGAAAAUUUUUAGUCAUCUCUAAAGAUAAAAGGCUGUAUUGCCAAAUGCAUUGUCCAGUAGCCUGCUGUGCCCUUUUUUUCGCAGCAAAUACAAUAAAGAGGCAAAUUUUUCAAUUUUACCAUCACUGUUUUCUAAAUCAGCAAAAUAAUGCUAUGCCAGGUGGCUUGUUUCAUGGUUAUGUAAAAAUUAUCUUUCUAUAUUGUGCUGUAUCAUAGCCUGAGAACAUUCCUGAUGCAGUUAGAGAACUAUUAGUGGGGAGAGAUCGGUGGUGGUAGGCUGGAAGUAUUUUUUUUAAAAAAAACAUUCUUAACACAUUUUCCAAGCAUACAUGCUGAAUAAAUAAAUACAUGUGUAUAUGCAUAUAUAGUCAGAAGAUAUGAAAUACAACAUCUCUGUACAGAAUACAAUCUCAGCAGUGAUUGUCACGUUCAUCAGAUACUCCUGUUGAAUGUUGAUUUGCCCCUAUAACUUAAAGGGGACUCGGGCAUGAUUGCAUUGAGAUUCACGUUCUUAGCUUCUGUGACAAGCUACAGUUCCAUUAAGGAACCUGUGAACUGAUACUAGCUCAUUGUCUGACCCAAGUUCUCAAAGAUAUUAAAGUACCAAUGGCAACUGGAUACCUAGGGCCACUAAUAUUGGCACUGCAGGGUCUUGAUUAAUCUUUAGUAUAUGACUGUUUUAUCUUGUACAAAAUUCCCUUCUCUUUUAACUUUUAUGUGCUUUGUGAAAUGCUUAAGUACAACUGUACUGAGAACUGCUGAGAGAGUUUGAAUCAUAGCAUAGUUGAAGAUCAGGGCCUUUGUUGGGGCAGUGUGUUGAUGGGAGGAGUUGGGCGGACCUGUCUGUGCUGGGUUGUACGGUGGGGAUGUGCUUGCAGGCGUCAUGGGGAUGGUUUCUGGGUAAAGCUCUGCCUCACCACAUUUAUGGCUACCAUUAUACUUUGCUGGAGAGAAAAGUGCAAAGAUAAAUAUGGGAUCCCCAAUGUUUAAAAAACAUCUGUUAAGUACAAAAGCAGGUGUUGGGUUUUUUUUUAAAUUGUGUGUAUUAUGUUCAAUAAAUUAUGGAUAUUGAUAAGAGAGUAAAAUUUUAUUAUUACAGUGUAGUUAUAAACAUAUCGAUGCUAAAUAAAUUCAGUUUCAUACUUUAUAUUGAUCUACGGGGUGUUGGCAAAAAGACUUAAAAAACAUUAGGACUAUUUUAUUAAUUUACUCUUGCUAGUUUUUUGUUUUGAUUUAGACUAUUAAAGAGCCUGUUAAAUUUACAGAUUAAUUGAUUUUCUUUUGGCAACUAAAUUGGUCUGCUUUUCAGGUUGAAUAAUGGAAGCAUGGCUCUUAUUGUUGUACAAAAUACUUCUCGAACAGAGUUUAUAAAACAUCUGAAAAGAUAUGCCAGCGUAAAAAAUCAGGUACUGUUAAUUUCUUUCUGGUGAUUAUAAAAAGAACAGUUAAUUGUGAAGGCAGACAUGCUGCAAGAGUUAAUGUUAGCAUCCUCAUAAGGAGACUUAGCUUCCUGUCAGAAUACAUUAGCCCCCUUUUUAUCUGAUUUUUUUUUUUUUUAAAUCACUAGACUAAUACCGAUUAGCCUAUUUCAGCCCAUCUGUUGUGGUUUAAAUUGUAUUUGUGUUGUACCAUAAUUUUACGGGUGUAAAACCCCUUUCACCAUAAUAAAGGAAAUGCACACUGUGUGUAAAUUUUGUGUAGUACAGAGAUCCAGAACGCAGCCUCGGGGGGCAUCAUGCAGCUCUGUCAGAAAUAGGUAAAGUUCAUAAUUUCAGCAAUCACUGUGUGCUGUGCUGGCAGCAGUGGAUCAUGACCACUGGUUUUUCGCAGGUAUGCAUUCCAUGUAGUUAAUGAAUGUUUGCAGAACGGCAUUUCAAAAUUGUGGUCAUUAUUCUGUCUUUGAAGAAAGAAAUGAAACAUCCAAACACAGUGCCUUAUUGCUGUCCUAGAGACCUGAUGCGUAGCCUAAGCACACUGGUACUCAUUCAAAUGUUUCGGGAUUAUCCCUUUUACAAGAAGGCUUAGGUUUGAAUUCAUCAACAGUCAGGGAGUUUGGGGGAGAGGUGGAUGACAAUUCCAUGUGACAGUACUAACAGCUGCAUUUAGGAAAUAGUUUACGCUUUCCAGUCAGGCUUUUGGAGGGAGGCUUUGCUUUUCUCUCUGCUUUUGUAACUAGAAAUUAGACAAGUGGAUGUGGACCCUCCUUUAAACUCAAGAUGACCAUUUACUAGAAUUCUAACUAGCCUUGUUUAGGACAGGAUUAGUGGUAAUGAUGAACAGAGCGCAGGAAAAAUCCAUUUGGACUUUCACAUAUUCUGCAAGCAUGUGCCAUUUUGGUCUGUGCAAAAUAUACCACCUCACCUGUAUAUUGGGCAAGUCCGAUAACGGGAACGCAAAUGGAAAACUACCCUUCUUUCUGAAGGACUAUUUAAGAUAAAAAUAGCAUGUUAAUCUAUAAAUGCUAGCUGGAAUAUAUUAUGCCUCAUGUGGUCAAAGCUUGAGUUAAGUGUUCCCAUUUACUUAAGACAAAAAAAAGGCAAGCUUUCAAGUAAUCCCGUCCGUUGCUAAGCUACCACCUGUAUCUUUCAUCUUCAUUUAAUACAUGCCUGUGUUUGGUUUAGUUCAAUUUUCCCUUUGUUGAGACCUACACGGUUCAAGAAGUAAAAGUACAACCAAGGCUUAAAAGUGGGCUUGAUGCCAAAGAAAAUACCUAUUUGAAUGCUGCUUCUGCAGAAGGAAAUUACCCUUGGAAUAUAGAUGGAGA